Messenger RNA from Alnus glutinosa, 1535 nucleotides. Its product is annotated as probable RNA methyltransferase At5g51130. Gene Ontology annotation, molecular function: O-methyltransferase activity; RNA methyltransferase activity; snRNA binding. The transcript is spliced from 8 exons. The coding region runs from base 42 to 941 and encodes 299 amino acids. The record is from RefSeq and is a predicted model, not a curated record. Gene Ontology annotation, biological process: snRNA modification. NCBI's taxonomy places the organism in Eukaryota, Viridiplantae, Streptophyta, Magnoliopsida, Fagales, Betulaceae.
AGCUACCGAGGCUUGUCAAAGAAGAAAAAGAGAAAUAGAAAAUGGAGAAAGGGGAAGGCGAAGAGAUAGCAGCAGCAGCAGCAGCAGCAGCAGAGGAAGGAAUGAAGCAGCAGUGCCAGCAGAGGAAGAAGAAACGCAAAGAGGUUUUUCCUUUCGGCAAUUACAGAAACUACUACGGCUACCGUAUAGGUCAGGACUUGGAGGAGGAAGAUCCUCGGUUGAAGGUCUUGAAGAAGGAAUGGUUUGAAGGCAAGGAUUGUCUUGAUAUUGGCUGCAAUAGUGGGAUAAUUACCAUCCAAAUUGCUAAAAAGUUUCAAUGCCGAAGCAUUAUUGGAAUUGACAUUGAUUCUAAUCGAAUAGAGGACUCAUACUGGCAUCUCAAAAAAUUUGUGAAAAUGGAAAGUGCUCAGAAGACACAUGCAAAGGCUUCCAAACUGGCGAUUGCAGAGAGUGCAAAUGGUCCAGAGCAGAGCGAUACUGCAGCAUCCAAUGAAGAGACAAAAGAAAUUUCAAGGGAUUGUUCUCCUUCUAUGAAAAGAGAUCUGUAUGACAUUGUCUCUUUCCGGCAAGAAAAUUUUGUUCAGAGUCGGCAUCCACGAGAGAAGCAAUAUGAUACAAUUCUUUGUUUGAGUGUGACAAAAUGGGUUCAUCUUAAUUGGGGCGAUGACGGAUUAAUUACAUUAUUUUCAAAGAUUUGGGGAUUGCUUCUUCCGCAGGGUGGCAUUUUUGUUUUGGAACCUCAACCUUGGAAGUCAUAUCAAAACAAUCGUAAUGUGUCUGAGACAAUAGCAAUGAAUUAUAAGAAUAUUAUCAUCCAUCCUGAAUGUUUUAGGGAAAUACUUCUAGACAAGAUUGGGUUUAGGAAGGUAGAGGACAUAACUUCCAGCUUAUCAGGCAGCAAAACUGGAUUCAACAGACAAAUUUUGGUGUUCCAUAAAUGAAUGAAUCAUUUACUAAAACAGCAUUUUGAGCACCAUUUCUCUAUCUUUAUGGAGGUAGAAUAGGUUGUAAAGUUCUGAGAGAUGCAUUUUAGACUGGUUAUCGAUCUGUUACUACAUCGUAAGCCAUAAAUUGAUGGUUCAAUACCACAGGGAAGUUCAGAAAACUUGGAUGAUGCAUGCUCAUGUGGCUCGACUCAGACAGUGUGGCUCUCCACACCGCACUCUUGGUAUGGAUGAGAUUAGCUUCUAUCUUGCCUCUGGACUUCCAAAAGCAAUGAUCAGAAGGGAAGCUAAUUGUAUCCAAAAUUGAGAUUGUUUUGUUUCAUAUUUUUACUUGUGGAAGGAAGUUCUUUGAAAUCAAUAUAGGCAUAGUAAUAGAAUGUUUUUGUCUCCUAUUCUGUAAAGUUUUUGCCAGUCCUAGCUGAAGUUGUGAGGAUUCUACAGAAUUUAGAAAAAUCCGAAGGUAUAUCAACUACUCAAAUCUGGAAAUGUGCAUCUGCAUUAGUCCACCCCUAUUGCAAUUGGCUUGAAACCCAGAUUUCGUAGCAGCGGUUGGAUGUAAUUCUCGCAAUAAAGAUUCUUUUGAUCGUUCCA